AUGCCCGACUUCUCCUCCACUACAACUGAGGACAUUCCUCUUGCUGACGAUGAUGACAGCGUUUCGAUCGUGGGUGGAAGCGGAACACCACGACCAGCUCAACCUCUUCCUCGGGAAGAACCUCCUGAAGAUCCGGAAGAGAAAGCUCGUCUCAUCUCCCAAGUUCUCGAGUUACAAAAUACUCUCGACGACUUGAGCCAGCGAGUGGACUCAGUGAAGGAGGAAAGCCUCAAACUGCGUUCGGAAAACCAAGUUCUUGGGCAAUACAUUCAAAACCUGAUGGCUUCCUCCUCAGUGUUCCAGUCUUCGAAUACCGCAGGAAAACAAAGCGAAAUGCUUUCAAAUGCUUUGGAAUGGUGA
Messenger RNA from Ostertagia ostertagi, 360 nucleotides. The record is from the annotation of a GenBank genome assembly. Lineage: Eukaryota; Metazoa; Nematoda; Chromadorea; Rhabditida; Trichostrongylidae.